Molecule: messenger RNA, 1425 nt
Organism: Botrytis byssoidea
Lineage: Eukaryota; Fungi; Ascomycota; Leotiomycetes; Helotiales; Sclerotiniaceae
Exons: 1
Coding region: 1-1425 (474 amino acids)
Biological process (GO): protein import into peroxisome matrix
Cellular component (GO): peroxisomal membrane
Molecular function (GO): zinc ion binding
Source: RefSeq, a predicted model, not a curated record
AUGACAUCCAACGAUUUUAUCCUCGCCCAGGAGCGCCUUGCCGCUCGUCGUCAAGCUCGCGAAGUAGCAGCCCAAACCCAUCUUAAUCGACGACGUAACACCGCCAUCUCUCAACGAGUUUCCUCUCUCCCCUUUCCCUUCUCUCGAUUAGGGACUGCAGGUCUUACAACAUGGGAUACGAUUGCUGGACGUGAAGGAACUCGUCCUGCUUUUCGAGUCGGUCAAGUCGAUGCAGAGUUAUUGGAUGAGGAAUUAUUAGAUCUAUUGAAAGGGCAAGUGGGAGAAGGCUUAAAGUAUUUCGGUACUCAUAUACAGGAUGAUUGGUCUGCGGAAAUUAUGCUGGCUUUGAGAGCUAUUCUUUUUAAACUCAGUAUAUGGGAUCAUGAUGCUACGUAUGGAGCUACAUUGCAGAAUUUAAAAUUCACAGAUGCGCGACAUUCCGGACCGGUUUUGGUAUCUCCAUCGAAAUGGCAGAAGAGUUUAUAUGGUCUCUUCACUGUAGGCGGCAAGUAUGCCUGGACACGUUGGGAAAACUACCUAGUCGAUUCAGACAAUGGGUAUAGCACCCCCUCACCCCUUAUGAGUCGACUCUCUCGCAUCACAGAUCUUUUAACAAAUGUUCACUCCACCGCCGCCUUUGCAUCCUUCCUAGUUUUUCUCGUGAACGGUAGAUAUCGUACUUUGCUCGAUCGCAUCCUGCGACUCCGACUAGCACCUCCAACAAGCCAAGUCAGUAGAGAAGUAUCAUUUGAAUAUCUCAAUCGCCAACUUGUAUGGCACGCAUUCACCGAAUUUCUCCUUUUCGUCCUCCCCCUGGUCGGUAUUUCUCGCUGGAGACGAUUACUCUCCCGUGCUUGGAGACGUACGAAAUCAGUCUUUAACACAUCAUCUCCUGAUGAUCUUUCCAUUAAUGAAAAGAAAGGCGAACUUUCAUUCCUGCCCGAACGUACUUGUGCUAUCUGUUACCACGAUCAAAAUGCACUACAAGCAACAGAAGAAGGCGUUAUGGCUGCUGCAGCUAGUACCGGUGUAAUCGGGAGUGCGCAAACCGACAUCACAAAUCCAUACGAGACGGUAGAAUGCGGAUGUAUAUAUUGUUUCGUAUGUAUAGCCAGUAAACUGGAAGCAGAGGAAGGAGAAGGAUGGACAUGUUUAAGAUGUGGAGAGGAAGUUAAGGGAUGUAGAGCUUGGAAUGGAGAUGUUGUUAUUGAAGCUCCAGCCGCAGUCCCAGCUCCUGUUGUGGAGAAAGAACAAGUUCCCAAGCCAAGAAAAAGCGUGGAGUUCCAAGACGGCAGGAUGAAGAUUGUAGAUCCAAAAUCGGAAGAUGGAGAUUCAUCAGAUCACGAUUCGCAAUUGGAACAAGAGGAAGCAUAUGAUGAAGAAGAAGAUCAGGGUUUGGAGGAGUAUGAGGAUGAAGCUGAGUAA